Molecule: messenger RNA, 1052 nt
Organism: Sorghum bicolor (sorghum)
Lineage: Eukaryota; Viridiplantae; Streptophyta; Magnoliopsida; Poales; Poaceae
Exons: 2
Coding region: 107-559 (150 amino acids)
Source: RefSeq, a predicted model, not a curated record
UAAGGUGAACCGUCAUUCCCUCUGCACGCAGUGACGCAGCUGUCUUGCCGCCGCCGGCGUCCCCGUCCCAAACGUGCGCGCGGCCUUGCCUUCCCGUCCCGCCGCGAUGGCCGCCGGCGCCAAGCCCGAUACCACCGCGUCUCCGGCUCCGCAGCCGCCUUCGGCGGCGAAGGGGGUCUUCAUGCGCCGCAUCUUUCCCUUCCUCCUCGCAACCAACGUCUUCAUCGGAGUUUAUGUAUUUGCCAAGACCUACAAAAGAGACCAGGAAAAGAAAAAUGCUCAGGCUACUGCUGCUGCUGCCGCUGCUGCUGCCGCUGCUGCUGCAGCAUUGUCAUCCCCAGCAAGUACAACUGCCAAGGCUCCAGAUCCUACUCCUGCACCAGUGCCCAAAAGGGUUCUCCCACCACUAUCCGAAGAUGAGCAGCGGCAUCUGUACAAAUGGAUGCUGGAAGAGAAGCGGAAGAUCAAACCACGCAAUUCCACUGAGAAGAAUAAGAUCAAUGAGGAGAAAGCUCUUCUCAAGGAGUUCAUUCGGGCAGAGUCUCUCCCUCGUUUGUGAUGGUUACAUGGGCUGUCCUUCUGAUCUUUUUUUUUUUCUCUCCACCCGCAGUCUGUCCAGUGAGGACAUCGUCUGAAACUACAUUGCCUUGUUUGUUGGCACAAACGUUAGCAUUUCUUUGCACUAUCACAUCUCUUCAUUUGACAGUAAGAAGGCCGAGUGGCUCCAAUCUCCAGGUAACUAUUUUGUUCUCAUGAAAACUUACUUUGAUCGGGGAAACUCUGAGAGAUGUUUUGGAAGCUUAUUGCUGCUGUGAAGCGUUCUAAUUGACCUGCUGAUAAUGGCUCCUACUAGCUAUGCUCAGCUAUUCUUAUGUAAGAUGUGAAUUGAGCUAUUCAACUGUUAGUGUUUUACAUAUUCCUGGCCCCUUUUAAUACUCCUAGCGUUGCUCCGGAUUAUGGUGUAAUACUAAAGCCGCCGGUGAAGGUCUAGUGAAUUGUGCUGAGUAUACUUUGAACUCGUUGGUCUCUGAGUUUGUUCGACGGUACUGUUA